AUGGUCGCGGAGAAGUCCGACCAGGGCAGAUCCGCAGGCUCUGCCCUUGCUGAACCUAUCUACGAAGCUAUACCCCCAAGCUUGGUCUCAAGCAAGGCUGCCGUCACGCCAACUAUGUUGGAAUUACUAACCCAACAAUCUGGAUUCCGGCAAUAA
This is a messenger RNA of Alternaria burnsii, 156 nucleotides long. RefSeq lists its product as uncharacterized. Bases 1 to 156 code for a protein of 51 amino acids. The record is from RefSeq and is a predicted model, not a curated record. NCBI's taxonomy places the organism in Eukaryota, Fungi, Ascomycota, Dothideomycetes, Pleosporales, Pleosporaceae. The transcript has 2 exons.